UUUUCUUUUGUUUCCUCGUGUGCUCGUUCGGUUCGGUCGCGAAACGGCAUUUUUUCACAAUUUCAUAUCGUCGGGAGUUGUUGCAAAGCUGCUAAAGAAAACGUUUACAAGAUUAUUAAGUUUACAACGUAUUUCCCUGAACACUCGAAAUUUUCUAUAAGUCAUGUGUAUCAAUCGGAACAAACAUGUAUUACGUAAUUGCAGUAUGAUAAGAGUCAUUUUAAGCUGCAAAGUUCGUGAUUCAUAGGUGUUGGAUUCCGUGAAAAUUUGGAAUUGUGAUUGCAUAAAGGCCAAGUGUAUUAAUCUGAGAAAAAAAUAUUAUUAGAAACGAAAAACCAAAACAAAAUCACUGGUUUUGGACGGCUAACGACGACCCGAAAAGGCAAUAAUGUUACGCGAGCUAAUUGCAUGGGUACUGAAUAAUUAUCUAGGAAAAUAUGUGGAAAAUCUUAAUACGGCGCAACUGACUAUUGCGCUGCUGUCUGGGCAAGUAGAACUGGAAAAUUUACCAUUGCGUAAGGAUGCUCUUCGUUAUUUAGGACUUCCGUUACAAAUCAUCAACGGUACAAUUGGCAAAGUAAAACUCACGGUCCCAGUACGUGCCUUUCGCACUGCAUCCUGGUGCUUGAAUAUCGAUAAUGUCAACGUAGUUUGUGGUCCGAUUGAUUUAAACGAAUGGAACUCGGAAAUCGAACAACAAACAGAGCUUGAUUUUAAAAUUGCUGCCCUUGAUCGGCUAGAAGCGAAAUGGCGUGCACAACGCGAAACUCCGAUGACAGAAGGAAGUUAUUAUGCCUCUUCUUAUUCUGGAUGGCUCAGCUAUGGAACGUCAUUAGUAACCAAAAUAAUUGAAAACUUGCAGUUAAAAGUAACUGGCAUUCAUAUUCGCUACGAAGAUGGAUUGACGAUCCCGAAUCAAACUUUUGCCUGUGGAAUCAACAUAGAAGCACUUUCUGCACAAAGCUGUGACUCCAAUUGGCAACCCGGACAGACUUCUAACUGGAGUCAGCAACAAGUAACGUUUAAACUUGUGGAACUAACUAACUUUGCCAUCUACUGGGAUCCUCUUUCCCGGGAUGAACAAAUUUUCGUGAUCAGCCCGAUAAGUGCAAAAGCUCAGAUGAAACGUGACCGCAGUGAUACCCCAUUGCGAACGCGCAGUCGACCACGGCUAGUAUGCGAUUUGAUAUGGGAUGAGAUAAAGAUAACGCUGAGUGAUGUUCAGUACAAUCAAAUGAUGCAGUGCGUUCGAGGAUUAGACGAUAUCGCCAGGUAUCGUCGUUUCAAGUUAAGCCGGCCGAACUGCAAUGUAGCGGAUGACCCUAAAGCAUGGUGGUAUUAUGCGAUUCGCUGCCAUGGUCUGCUACGACACUCCCAGAUUGAUCCGUUCGUAAUUGCCAAAGAAAACCUGCGUUAUAUCGAUGUGUACAAUCGAGUGGUUAGUAAUCCAAAUGAAGUGUUAUCCAGUGAAAACAAAUGCUUCAAAGACCGAAUAGAACGAGAACGCGAUUUCGAUGAGCUACGGCUGUUGAGAGAUGUUUGUAUGAUGCGAGUUCCGACAAUAGCAGAGAAAUCCCCUGCCCAAAUGAAUCAGGGUAAAAGUAUGCUAGUACACUUUUUUCCUCAAUGGUUGGGUUGGUACAAUAACAAUAACGAAAGUCCAACAGAUUCAACACCGCCAUCGAUGGAUCAAAUUGUUGAUAACUUCGAAGCAAAUUGGGGUAAAGAUCAGGAACUUAGUCCUAGUACUAGCUUUGAAGAUGAGAUUUUAAAUGCUCUUGCUGAUUCGGUGGAUACAAACUCAUUGCUGAAGCGAGACGCAGUUUUUGGAAAAUUUAAUUUCGUCCUGAAACGAGGAACGAUGGAUUUUUGCAGUGGAAUAGAAAUGACUCCGAUGCUGCAAUUCCAAUUCCAAAAUCUUAAAUUAGAUGUAGAAACAAGGCCACGGAGUGGUUCGCAUUACCUGAGUUUAUCAUUAGGGUCUAUUUUGAUUAAGGACCGGCUCACACCAAAUUCACAGUUUGCUGACCUGGUGAAACCACAAGCGAAGGAGGACCAGCUUCCGCUCAAUCCAAAGAUGGGACCAAUCAGGUCUAGAAGUCAAUCAAUGCCUCAGAAUCAACUGACAGAGCCAAUUUUUGAAGUGCAAUAUGAACGAAAGCCUCUUUCGUACGAUACUGACUAUCGUUUGAUGGUCAAAUCCCAAUCGUUGGAUAUUGUUUACAAUACCGAUGCCGUCAAAUGGUUAAUUGAUUUUCUGAUGAAACCGCACCAGCAGUAUGAUACACGGCGCAAACUAGAAGAUAUGAAAAAUAGAACGAAAAUGGAAUUUGUGCGCAAUUGGAAAAAUAUUUUAGAAGGACACCUGAAUGCGAGGAAAACGUGGACAUUAGAAUUCGACAUAUUCGCUCCGCAGAUAAUUUUUGUAGAUAACUUUGCGGAUCGUCAGAACAGUACCAUUGUUGUUGUAGACUUUGGAAGAUUACAGCUUACCAACGGGAAUAGGACAUUCUCUGGUGGCACCUCAGAUAAGAUAAAUAAUAUUACUGUUUCACCUGAAGUUAAAACUGAAAACGAUGAAGAAGAUGCAUUUAUGACUCCUUGUUCGACGCCACCUGGAUCAGAAGCUAGUACAACAAACUCACCAACGCUAGAGUCCGCUUUCUCUGAACUCCCGGAAUUGAACCCGACCAAUGCUGAUACCUUAGACGAACAUGCUUUGUACCAGAAGUUGUACGAUCGUUACCAGCUCCGCCUGACGGACUUGCAAGUGUUGGUAUGCCGAGGCAAAGAACGAUGGAAUUUUGCCAGUACUAAGGGUACAUCUACGUUGCAUGUACUUGAUCGUUUCAGCAUAUCUUUGGAGGUUGAAAGACGUGUUGUUUACACAAGUGAUCCUCAAUAUCCUAGUUUAACCUUGUCUGGUAUACUACCGAAGCUGAACGCUCACAUAAAUGAAUAUAAACUGUCAACUCUAUUAACUUUAAUCGACACUUUCACAAGAGCUGGUUCGCUUCGAGUAGGGGAUGAUGUUCCAGAUGCUACAGGAAUGUUUAGGCAUGAGAGUGACAUCGAUGCGAAUGUGGUGGUUUGUAACGGUAUUGAAACUGAUUCAAGUUCAGUCUACCGCCAGGGUUCUGCUAAUAUUGUAGUGUUUCAAUUCAGUAUUGAUCAAUUGUCGCUGGAAGUACAGUCAAGAGGUAGAAGUAUCGUAGAACUUCAAGUAACCGGUGUGAAAGCUGGAUACAGCAAAAGACCGGAAGAUGUGACAUUAACUCUAUCGGUUCAUGGACUUUUGCUGGCUGACGCAAUGCAAUCCUUUGGACCAGAUUUUGAACUACUUAUUGCCAGUCAUCGACAUGUGGGAAUGGAUAGCCUCUCUGGCAGCCUCCGACAGAGUGAACCAUGCUCUCCGUGUUCUCCGGGCUCGCCAGAUCCGAAUAUGGAGAGCCGUCGGCCAACUAGUCCACUAACCAUUUCGAAGGCACUAAGUAAUCUACAAAAAGAAGUAAAUUCUCCUACUUGGAACGCUGCUCAAUUUGGUGACCUAGAUGCUCUCAUAACCGUAGAGGUCAUAUUCGUUAAUAGUAGUAACUUAGAUGACCGACUGCAGGUGGCCAACAUUCAAUUCAACAAUUUGGAUAUCAUAGCUAACCAAGAAACUAUCGUGGAACUUGUGGGGUUUAUUAAACGGGUCAUUCCAAAGCAACCAACGAAACCAGAUCACACAGCACCAACACAAAAGUCUGAAAAUACCCAGGCAUCUACUGACUCGCUAACACCAAUAGUAACCAAAGAAAAUGAAUCCGAUACUAGUAACCUCGGGCGAACAGAAAUCACAUUCGAUUUCCACCGGCUUAAUGUGUUAAUUUUGCGAGCAUUGAUGCGUGAUAAUUAUCUAGUGGGACGCAAAGUGGGAACGUUUACUAUGUCCGAGGCAAAAAUUCAUGCAUCUCUCGGAGCUUUCAUGACCGUAGAAGGAUCGCUUGGAGGACUUCAAGUACUAGAUUUAACACCAGAAGGCAUCAAUCAUCAAAGAAUACUUUCGGUCGGGAAAGAUCCCCUCACCGAUCCACCCACAAUUCGUCGCAAUGAACCAGAUCUAAUGACCUCAUUAGCGCAAGAAGUCUAUGGUGUGCCAAAGGAAAGCACGGACGGAUUAGUUGAAGAAAGGCAAGCCCUUUCUUUUUCUGUUUCCAAAGACACUAAUGCGAUAAUCGAUGUCCGCGUGAAAAUGGCAUCGGUGUGGUUCAUUCACUGUGCCCGGUUUAUGCAGGAGUUAAGCUGGUGUGCCUCAGAAUUCAAACAUUAUCUAAAAAAUUUGGCUCGUUCGAUUCGAGACAAAGCAACGGACAUGGCUCUUGGUUUGGUACAGUCUAGAAGUGAUCUUUCAAGCAGUCGUUCUGAGAGUAUCUACAAUUCACCACGUAAAACCAGACGACAAAGGACGGUUUCAUUAUCAAAAACACAAGAAGUGUUCUUGAAUGCUGAAUAUACGCUAAAAGUGGACAUUACACUUGAGACUCCUGUGUUAAUAUUACCAAGAUCAAGUAGCAGUACACAAGUACUAGUGGCUCAUCUCGGAAAGAUUACAGUGAGCAAUACCCAUGACCAUCAAAACAUUUAUGCAAAUACUACCCAGAACAAUAUUACUACCAUAAUCGCCGAUGUAGAUGAAGCUGUUUACAAUCUCAGUGACCCCGAUGAAAUUUUGGAACCUUCUGCUAAAGACGCUGACUCAAAAGGAAUUCGUUUUGGGAAGGAUCAAUCAAUGGAAUUCGUCGAUAGUGUAACGCAAAAUUUUGAAUUGUAUAAAAUUGAUAUAAAAAAUAUAAACCUUUAUUCACUCGAUACAAUCAAUAGAAAAGGUUUUAGAUAUUCAGCACUACCACGAGCAGAAGAAUUCUAUUCAUGCAAGGAAAAUGCAAUUCCUAUUAUACAUGAUACAAUAUUCUCACUCGAAAUAUCGCGAGAGAGUGUCGAAAUGGACAACGAUUGCUUUCGAAUAUUCGGAUGUGUUGUAAAACCACUGCGAGUAUCUCUUAAACGACAGCAGUACGAACAACUGCUUGAAACCAUCGAUAAUGUAUUUAAAAUUCCCCGAGAUUUGGUUCGUCCUCCAGCUGAAGCUUCGACAAUGACUGAUAAGCAUCCAGAAAUUCUUGAAGAGUCAACAUUCAAUGCGUAUCCAAUUUCAGACAAGGUUCGUCGUGGUCUUAUGUAUCAAAAUAGCUUUGAAGAGAGACCUUCUUCCGUAAAUAUAAAAGUAAACUUUGAGUUACCAACCUUUAUCAUACAACUAAACGAUGGAAGCGAUGUACCUCAAAUACAGAUCUCCUUCAAAGACUUUUCUGUGAUGUUCGAAAAGCGUAACGUGUACGAAACGCACCUUGAAAUUUCUCUACGGUCAAUCAUGAUGGAAGAUCUACUUCAACCUGACACUGCUAAAAAUCGGUAUAUGGUAGUAUCGUCCUCACAGAACAAUCAGUUUGGUAGACCAGCAACAUCAUUUGCUUCGCAUUCUUGUCCUAAUUUGGCUGGACUUUUAAGCAACAUCGAAGAAUUACCAAACUCCUUGCCAAACAAUUUAAACGAUAAAACGUGCUUCUAUUUCUUAACAGCAAAUAAGACUUUGUGUCCUGAUACCCCUCCUCCAUCUCCCUCGAUACAGAGGCAACAAAACAAAACCGGUACUGGUGAAGAAGCUAACUUGGUCAUUUAUACAUCGAUAAUGGUUGACCCAAGCUGUCCGACGUUUGCCACUCAAUUUAACUCUCUUCAACAGUGUAGUUCAAUCGAUUUCAAUAGUCUUGACCUGAUAGUAUCAGUGGAGAGUUGGUUUGUCUUGUUGAACUUUUUUGGUUUGCUUAAUGAUGGAGAAUCGUCAAGUGGUACACAUAAAUCUUCUUCGGAACAAAUGACACGCGAAAAAAAUUUGAACCGCAGCCAUACGCAGCUGGACAUUUCGGUGCGAUCGUUGUCGCUGGUGUUGGCUAAACCAGAUUACGAAAUAGCUAAAGCUAACGUAUCCAACGCAAACUUUACCAUAUCUCAACUAUAUCAUACGAAGCAAGUCGAAGGUAGACUUGGCUCUAUUACGCUGAGCGAUCUGACACCGUAUGGUUUUAUCUAUCGCGAAAAAUUCAUGACCACUGGAAAUGAGGCUUUGAGCUUUGUAUACAUCCGGGAUGCGGAAAAAUCCUAUGCAAGAAACCUUCAAAAAGAUGCUGUUUUAAAGAUAGAAAUGUCUUCAGUGCGAUUUGUGCACACCAAGCGUUUCAUUGCUGAGAUACAAUUGUUUUUCAAGGAAUUUUCCCAACUGCAAACUCCGGUGAUGCGAAAAAUUAAACCAACAGACUCCAGGCCUAGUCUCAACCAGCGACCCACUCAGCUGGGGUUGGAGAUCAAUGCUGGAGCACCGAUUUUGAUAUUUCCAAUGGCAUUUAAUAGUGAUCAGGUCAUUAUAGCCGAUCUAGGUGAAUUCACACUGAAAAAUGAAUUUCGCAUGAGCGAUGAUCCGGAAGUUAUCAGUGUCUCCUCCAACGACACCGUUAAGGAAGUUCUAGAUGUAAUGCAUGUCAAUUUAUUCCACACCAACAUCUUCGCAGCCAAUCGGAUAGUAAAACCUGAUGAACACCUCGAAAUGAAACACUUUGAUAACGAUAUUGCAAUAGAUAUGAAAUGUUACUUGUUAGUCAAGCAGGGGCCAAGUUUAUUGAAAGACAAAUGUCACCUGAAACUGCAAGUUGAACGAAAUAUGGACUCAUGGAACAGUCAUUUUGUUCCAGAUAUCAGUGUGCACGGAACAUUAUCGAGAUUAGAAGCUGUUCUAGAUUUGCAACAGUAUCGACUGGUGCGAGGAUUUUUAUCGUAUAAUCUGGGCGAAUCCCUAGAUGAACUCUAUCUUCGACCGAUGUACAUUGCAAAUAGUACAUUGAGUUUGAACACUGAUAGCGACCCGCUUGAUGAAUUGUGGAAAAAUCUGUCUAUACAUCUUGAACUGCAAGACGUUUCAGUGCGUCUGGAGGCAUUGGAUAUCGAUGGCAAACCCACACCAUUGGCAUGUAUCAACUUCAUAAAAUCCAAGUUACUGGUAGAUUCUCUCAGUGACGGGGCUCAAGAUAUUGAUCUGGUAUCACAGGAAAUACUAAUCAAAGAUACAAGGUCUGAUGUACUUUCUUCGCCUGACGCAAUCGGGAAUGUUUUCUCUAACAUACUGCAGCCGAUAGUAAGUGAUUUCGCGGACGGUCAAGUACAAGCUGAAAUACAUAGCAGACGGCGACAAGAUUUGACGAAAUUUACAAUUCUUUUAAAUAACAUGCGCUUGAUGGCGAUUUUGGACUGGUUAGAGAGUGCCAAAGAUUUCAUACUACAGCAAGAAGAACAACCGCAAAUUGGUUUGGAAAUUCGAAAUAACAAACGCUCAGCGUCAGUUGACAUAAACAAGAUAACACCAGUGCCUUCAGAGAACAACCGGAUUGAGCUCAAGCUAAAUAUAACAGACUCCGAGCUGGUACUGGUGGAGAAAACAGAUCAACACGAUACGAACGCUGUUAUUUUGAAGAGUACUACCGUAGUAUCAUACCGACCAUUCGAAACUGCCAAAAUUUUGUCUAUCAACCUUAACAAUUUAGAAGUGUUUUCCUGUGUACUCGGCUCAGAGGACGGCACCGCUCUUUCUAUUAUUGAUCCAAUCACUGUUAACAUGGAUCUUCGGCAAGGUGUGUUAGAUGUGCAAAUGCAAAGGCAAUUAUGCAUCCGGCUGUCUUAUCACGAUGUCAAAAUGUUCCAGCGAAUGUUAGAAUCCCUUCCAGGUCAGACAAAAUUUGCUCGAGACAGCAAACAAGCGAGCGUUGAAGAAAAUACGGAAGCAAGUACAGCAGUCGAAAAACUUAUUUUGUUGGGAUUCAAUCGAACAGACUGCCUAAAAGCAUUGGAAAAGUCGAAUUACCAGAUAGAUGAGGCAGCUCUUUGGUUGACGCAAAAUUCGGAGCCAUCAAAAUACUCAGCCGAGAACAAAAAAAUGGUGGAAGCGAUUGAGCUCAAGGCAUCAUGUAUAUCAAUUUGUAUUAUCGAUGAUUGCCGAGAUGCAGAUGUACCAUUUGUGGAGCUUUCCUUGAAUAAAUUAGACCUUAGGCAAGAAAUGGGCCAGUGUUUACCUUCGACUACUGCAGAUGUCAAUGAUCUGGAUUCUACUGUUGCUAUAGAAGCAUUCUCAACAACUUUCGCUGGAUACAAAGCCGGUCGCUUGACUGGUGUAUUUGCAAGCGACUAUUAUAAUCGAGCUUUGAGCGGUUGGGAACCGUUGAUUGAACCUUGGAAGGUUGACACGCAGUGGGGCUAUAGUUUAGGCCAAACUGGAGCGAGCAGGAAUCGACUUAACUUAAAAGUUGAAAGCAACGAUACAUUAAGACUGAAUGUUACUAGUACUUUAAUAGAACUUUAUCAGUUGGUGAAAGAAAACUGGAUUCAGGACUAUUACAACUCUACGAAUUCUGCAUGUAAAAGUCCAGUAAACUAUCGCAGAAGAACGCCAUUCGUUCCAUUUGCUAUCAAGAAUGAUACAGGUGUGAAGUUGUGGUACACUACAGUUUUAUCAUCAGAAUCUUCGAAAACAACUGUAUUGUCUGAUCCGGAUACGCAGUGGAGUCAAGUGGAUCCGGGGGGAACAGCCAGUUUCUCGUAUGCCUCAGAAAGUAAACAACGCCAUCGCGACACGCAUAAAUUGAAUUUACAUCAGAUAGCCGUUCGUGUCGAUGGUUGGCAAGAAGUAGGUCCAAUAUCCGUUGAUCGAGUUGGAACUUUCUUUCGACAUGCACGACCUGACCUUGUUGAUGAUUAUUCACAAGCACCUAGAGCACGAAUUGUUUUCGCAGUUUCACUGGAGGGAUCCGCUCAGAAGCUCAUCACCGUGCAAUCUGCACUUAAGCUAACUAAUAAGCUGGAUAAUCCUGUGUUGGUGAAAAUGGAACACUUGUACGGUCAUUUGAAUAUUCGUAACUGGCCUGAUACGCAUACACAAAUUCUCCAUUCCAAUGAAAUUCUAAAUAUUCCAUUAACUCACGUACAUGCAAUAUUGUAUUUUCGUCCCCUCCCGGCAAAUGUCCCCUUACUCGAGGACGUCAGCGCUAAUCAAUCUCGCUCGGAAGAAUUGAGCAUUUCAAGUGACGGUUGGACAUUAAUACAAAAAUUUGACAUCCAUAAAUCGUUCAACAAUAACAACGGCUUUCAGUUUACCGAUAAAGGAAUUCGAUGGAACGAUGCGAUAGAGACGAAUGAACUUUACCAGGAAUUGCGAACAUGUCGUGGCUUGAGGGAAAGAUCAUAUAAAAUGUUAGUUUCUAUCCGAAAAGAAGCCUAUCCUUCUAAGGAUGUUAUACUGCUUCCUGGACAUUCAAUAACACUAUGGCCACCACUCAGAAUUCACAAUCUGCUGCCGUGUGAUUUACUCUACAAACUACCUUCUGGUACUCAGGGUAGAAUAUCCGCAACCAAAACAGCAAAAAUCACCGAAAUCGAUAUGGAACAACCGGUGAUGUUGACUUUAACCCUAGAUAGCUAUCCUGAAGCUGGCCAAAUUACUAUACCAGCAGGAUUUUAUGGAUCAACCGAACUGGAUGUGAGACUGUUUGAUACAAAAUCUAGAAUGUUGAAGUUAAGAGCUUGCGUUUGCAUCAUUAAAGGACGAGGAAUACAAAUUUCAAUCAGCGCCCCAUUUUGGUUAGUUAAUAGAACAGGCAUUCCUUUAGUCUUUCGUCAGGAUGACUUGGACAGCGAAAGCUCCGGUCAGUUUUCAGAAAAUGAACAAGCUCGCAUGAUCUCUCCGUUCAUGUUUGCAUUUUCUGACCCUUCCAGCUCGGGAUGCCUUACUAUGCGACUCGGAAGGCGAUUCGGACAGGGUUUACAAUGGUGCCAACCGUUUAAACUAGAACAAGGCAUCAAACAUAGGCAACUUGUCGGCGGAAAAGAAUCGUUCAUAAUUGGGAUUGAAGUUCGGCGUGCGAGAGGUCGCUAUAAUCAAACUUCUAUCGUUACCUUUUCUCCCAGGUAUCAAUUGUACAAUCGAAGUUCCUACAAACUUCAAGUUUUACAGAAAUGUUUUACGGAUACGGUGUAUGACCCGGCAGCCAAAUCAGCAUAUAUUGAAGCUGUUCCCGGGUGUCAUAUAGCGUUCCACUGGCCACGUUUAGAUAAGGAGCAAGAAUUGUGCGUUCGAUUACCUGAUGUGCACGAGUGUCUGUGGUCCGCUGGAAUUCCUAUUUUUGAAACGCAAAGUCUCUAUAUCAACAUUAGAACUGCGAACGGUGCUAUGCAAUUCCUUCGUUUGGAAACGAUACUUCAAGGUGCAACUUAUUUCAUGAUAUUCAGCGAUGCUCAGUCAUUACCUCCGCCUAUUCGUCUUGAUAAUUAUUCGGAGGUACCAAUCAGGUUCCACCAAGCAGCUGUUAAACAUCAAUUCAAAACAACAGUGCGGCCACGAAACUCAAUGGCGUACGUAUUGGACGAACCACUAGGCAACAAAUAUCUACAAAUAGAGGCACCGGGCGGUGAUUUCGAAAAUUGUUCGCUGAAUGGAUUCGAUAAUUUUCGUCUAACCUAUGAGAACUUCAUCUACAUUGCUUUUAGCCAAACGUUUGAAUCAACUCCAUCCUUCGAAUAUAGAACGACAAAUGACUUGGAUGUUAAAUCACAACAACUAGUUUUGGGAGUUAUUGACGGCCGAGUUGUUCUUGUUCGCAAGCAGGCAGGUGACCGUUCUCAACUGUGGCGAAUGAAUCAUGAGAAACAACUAGAACAUGAAGGUUCUUCACCGCCAAGUGAACCAGGGAAGAAACAAGCAAGGUUCGUACUAGAUUUAGAAAAGCCACCUCAACCGAUGCAGUUCAUCAACUUAGUUGUCAGACCAUCCAAUAGACAGCGAAGAUCUACGCAAACAUGGCGCUUUACCGAAGAAGGACGACUGAUGUGCGAGCAUUCGAAUAUGUGUGUUCAAGCAAAAGGAGGAAUCUUUGGGUUACAGAUUGGAUCCGAAGCAGGGCUCGGAAUGUGCGUUUCGGAAACGAAAGCCUUGAAUCGUUAUGGUGUGCCUUAUGAUCAAGCCAUUGAAAGACAGAAAUUACGACCUGGUUCAGGCUGUCUCUCUGUAACGUAUCGCAUGGACGGGCCAAUUAAGUGUAUUCAGAUAAAAGACGUAAAGAAUCUGUCGGGGGGUCCUCUUGCACUUGAUAACUCCUGGAAGCAUGUGUCACACAUACUUAAUGAAAUAUCGAGCAGAAACUUGAUUAAUGAGCAUAAACAAUUCUUAGAAGAACAACAGGAAUACUAUAUUGUAAUGAAACUGCGAAAAGGUAUUGGAUUUUCUUUAAUUUCCAACCAGCCUUGUGAGGAAUUGGCCUACGUUACACUAGAGGAUAUCAAUAUGGAACUUAUCUCUACAAUAAAUGUAUUUUCAUUGGAUUUUAGUGUUGGAGAUAUGCAAAUUGAUAAUCAACUUUUCGAAACUUCAUGUCCCAUAGCUUUAUACACAAUCCCACCGUCGUCGAACGAAUCACCCAACCGAUCUAGCUUAUCAUCUUUGCAACUGAAUAUCAAGCUUCUACCUAGUCCCAACACAAAUGCUAUAAUAUUUGAGCAUUUCAUCCUAAGCAUUCGUCCGGUGGCUGUGUAUUUAGAGGAGCGACUUAUAUUACGGUUAGUGAAAUUUACUGGGUUAGCUAAAAGUCCCAUCGAUCUGACAGCUCUUCCGGACGAGUCAGAUUAUGAAGCGCAAAAAAUCGUCUACAAGGUUCUUGACGCCAAUGUGAAACGAUACUACUUUGGAGAUCUUCAGAUUGUUCCAAGCCAAAUAAGACUGAGUUUUAUUACAGCUUCCAAGCUGGCACCCGAGUUUGCUGAAGUCAAACGAAAUCUAGGGUUUACGUUUAUCAAAUUUGAAGAUGCAAUCAUCAAUUUUGAUAAAUUCACGCACAAAUGUCACUUCGAAACAAUGGACGCUUAUUUGCACGCAAUUAAAUCGCAUUAUAAACAAGAACUGAAAUGGCAAGCUGCGUCCAUACUGGGGUCUGUAGAUUUUCUCGGUAAUCCACUUGGAUUCGCAAACGACCUCACAGAAGGAGUUUCUGGCCUGUUACUGGAAGGGUCAAUAUCGUCACUAGUUAAAAAUGUAACCCAUGGAAUAUCUAACUCUACAGCAAAGCUCACGGAAACGAUAUCUGACGGUUUGGGUAAAGUUGUUUUUGAUGAUGAGCACGUGGAAGCCCGACAAAAAAUUUUGGAUGUAUCUGGAGGCAGUGGGAGCACAACAGGUGAUCAUUUAGUAGCCGGUUUUAAAGGAUUUACAUUUGGACUGCUCGGAGGAGUUACUAGUGUGGUGAAGCAUACUUACAAUGGUACCGUAAAUGAUGGUUUUUCAGGAUUUAUCACCGGUCUUGGUAAAGGACUAGUUGGAACCGUAACAAAACCUGUUAUCGGAGUGCUCGAUUUGGCAUCGGAAACUGCUAAUGCUGUUCGGGAGCAAAGUAAAAGUUCUAGCAGAAUUUUACCCGAACGCAAGCGUCAUCCAAGAGUUGUAACUGGCGCACCAGGUGGUUUGCUUCCUCCUUAUUCUAGUCUACAGAGCAAAGGUCAACAGUAUCUGUUCUUGAUCAAUAAAAGAAAUUUCAAUGAACAAUUUAUGGCAUACGAACCGUGCCUGUUGGAUACCAAAGAAUCAAAAAUGCGACUACUUGUCUCAGCUGAUCAUGUUUGGGGAUUUUCGAAAAACGAAGAUACCACUACAAUCGUUUUUCACUAUCGGUUAAGUGAAAUUAUCUCUUGUCAGCUAGUCACUGUCCCUGCAGUUGGUGCUUCUAACGAGCCAAGCUCCAACACUACACGAGCCAAAAAGACAACAACCUAUAUCGAGUUUUGUCUUAUGCUACCCUCCAAGUCUCUUACACCGAGUGCACCAGAAAUGGUAAAACGACCACGGGUCCGGUGCCAGAACGAAGAUAUUGCAAAGAAAAUUUGUCAUCACAUCAACUUUGCUAAGUGUAUCUACGAUGAGCGUGAACAAACGUUAAACUCAAAUGCUGUGAUCGAACCGUGAGGUAUCAAAAUUCCUCUCGUUAACUCAAUUUCUGAGUCAAAUACGUACUGAAUUGAAAAUGGCGUUUGGAACCUUAAAAUUAAAAGAAAGCGAUUAAUUUUACGUCUGUUAUUAUUCUAGACUAAAUUUGUUUCCGUUUUUAAACUGGCAGGACGAAGUACGAUAUAUUGGUUAAAAUAGAUUAGUUUAAAUUUUAUUUCAAUAUAAAACGAAA
Wyeomyia smithii (pitcher-plant mosquito) is the source of this 13301-nucleotide messenger RNA. RefSeq names its product intermembrane lipid transfer protein Vps13D (gene Vps13D). Lineage: Eukaryota; Metazoa; Arthropoda; Insecta; Diptera; Culicidae. Gene Ontology annotation, molecular function: protein binding. The transcript has 10 exons. Gene Ontology annotation, cellular component: extrinsic component of membrane. Gene Ontology annotation, biological process: mitochondrion organization; protein retention in Golgi apparatus; protein targeting to vacuole. The coding region runs from base 389 to 13087 and encodes 4232 amino acids. The record is from RefSeq and is a predicted model, not a curated record.